Messenger RNA from Stegastes partitus (bicolor damselfish), 6846 nucleotides. It is a transcript of the gene kntc1, whose product is annotated as kinetochore associated 1. Gene Ontology annotation, molecular function: small GTPase binding. Gene Ontology annotation, cellular component: cytoplasm; kinetochore microtubule; RZZ complex. Gene Ontology annotation, biological process: mitotic spindle assembly checkpoint signaling; protein localization to kinetochore involved in kinetochore assembly; mitotic sister chromatid segregation. The coding region runs from base 72 to 6716 and encodes 2214 amino acids. The transcript is spliced from 62 exons. NCBI's taxonomy places the organism in Eukaryota, Metazoa, Chordata, Actinopteri, Pomacentridae. The record is from RefSeq and is a predicted model, not a curated record.
CUAAAACGGUGGAGUGAUGUUGAUCCUCUGUGUUGUUACUGCCUGAUUAUUUUAGUAAAGCGCUCCAGGACAUGGCGAUGUGGAGCGACGUUGAGCUUUUGACCAACGAGGACACAAACACUGUUCGUUUUGACAGUGUGUCAAAAGAGGAAAAUGGUAGCGGCUUGUACCAGGUGGAUACGCUGGUCAAAAUCUCUACUGCCAAUGAGGUGCACACAGAUCCCCGUCUCUCGUCCUGUAGUGGCUCAAACUGGAGUAUUGUCGUUGCUGACAAGACAGUUAUCCUGUUUGAUCAAAGCUAUCAGACCAUCCUUCUGCUUCUUCACUUUGAAACCGAUGUGGAUGCCAUUGAUGUAUGCCUGGAUGGACAGUUUUUGGCAGUCUGUGAAAGAAAUGGAAAUCUUCAUUUGGUCUACGUUCCACACAAGAAAAUCCUCCUCACCAGGGCUUUGGUUGAGGAACCAUCCAGUGGAGAUAAGAAAACCUAUCGCUAUCUCAUCAUGGACGAGGACAAGGCAUCUCCGGGGAUGUACCAUGUGUUCCUUCUCAUUAAGGAUGGUUUCUUCCACAUUACAAACCUCGCUUUGGCAAAGAUCGAGACAGCCAUUGAAAAAAUGGAUGUGGGAGCUUUAAAAGAGCUCCAGUCUCUGAUCAAGAUAGGCUUUUGCUCCACCAAGGAUUACCAUGAUGAGGACUGCAGUACAGCAGUGAUGUUCAAUCUAGGCCACGAAAUCCACCUCAUGAUUGGGGGGAAUAAAGACAAUGUUGUGACUCACUGGACGAUGGAUCCUCAGCAGGCAAAGAUGUGCUUUGCUCACUCCAUCGACAGUAGCCUAAUUCCAGGCGUGAAGAAGAUGGUGGUGGUGGACAAUCUCUUGUAUAUUCUGGACACUGAGGAUAUUCUGAGUCUUUGGGACCUGCAUUUCCUCGUCAUGGUUCACUGUUGGCCGGAUCUUUCCAUUUAUGACUUUGAACUCACCACAGAGUGCGGCUCUGCCUCCAUGGUGGCCCAAGACAAGGGCAGCAUGAAGAUGAUUACACUGACAAAGCAAGACAGCAGUCAGAUCAGCUCUCUGCAAAUCCGAUUUCUGCCCUCUAUGACUGUCUGCUACUCUCUUGAUGUGUCCUCAGUCUCCUGUCUUGUCCAGACAAAAAUAAACAUGGAUGCGAUUUAUUUAGUUGAGGGGAUUUGCGAGAACCCAGAAAGUCGGGGACAGCCUAUAGCCUCUGUUGUUGUCAGAUGCUUCACAGAGGCUUUGCCUGAGAACAGAUUUAGCAGACUUCUUCAUAAACACAUGUUUGAAGAGGCUGAAAAAUUUGCCAUCACAUUUGAGCUGGAUUUGGAGCUUGUCUACAAGGUGAAGCUCGACUUUGUGCUGGAGCAGCUGGCCUCUGCAUCGGUGGGUGGAUAUGGACAGGAUGUGUGGUCUGAACUUGUAGAUGAGGCCAAGACCAACUUGACAAAGAUCACAGAUGAGCAGUAUGUGGUGGACUACUGCCUCAAGGCUCCGUGGCCGACGUUUGAGACAGCGGAGAAGAUGUUAAACCAUGCAGCUACACGAUACUCCUCCCUACAGAUUCAAGAAGCCUUAGCCAGGCUGGCAACAUUUUGCAGCCUGCAAGGCUUGGAAAAUUUCAAUGGAAUUGCCUGGAUUGAGUUUCUGAAUAGCACUGAUAAUUUAGGAGACAUCCUGACCCAUCUAAGAGACGGAGACAUGAAGGGUGCACAACUGCUUUGGCUCAGAUACGAGGGGCAGAUUGCUGUAGAGUUUGAUGAAAGCAGGCUUGAAGCCAUACUCAGUGCCAUCCCAGAGGACCUGCCGUCCCAAGACCUCUGUCCCUGGUUCCGGACGGUUUUUGUUCCGUUUGUGAGGCGAGUGCUCCCAGGAGGACAGAGAAACUUGGCAAAAUGGCUCGAGCAGAAAGCAAGGAAUUUGGAGCUGACAGAAAAGGGUGCUUGGCCCCAGAACGGGUUGGACUUAGCAGUGCUUGGGGUGCCCUCUUUAUGGACAUGGAUGAAAUCUGACGAUAAUAACGGUGCAAGGGAGGUGGAGAACCUCAAGGCCCUGGUGUCCAACCUUCGUAGGCUGCUGGACCUCCACCGGAAAUACAACUGCAAACUUUCCCUUUCAGUCUUUGAGAAGGGGAGUGCAUUGAGUGUGGCAUUCUUCAUGCUGGACAAAGUGCCGGCUCCAGAGCUGAUCGCCGCCACAGUGGAAAACAGCAUCUUGCCAUACGCUGAAGAGCACGAGAUUCCUUUUGAUGAGCUACUUCUACAGUAUAUCAAGGAUCUGCUAGAACGCUGCAGUUCUCAGACAACAACACUUUUUACGGAGUGGGAGGCCAAAGCAGUGGCUGUGCUCGGCUGCAUGACUGAUACUGAUCUGAUGGUAGAUGCUGUGCUGGAGAUCAUGCAGAAAGCUGUGGUACCUUGGAGCAAUGUGGUGGAAAAGCUGGUUCAGCAGUAUCUAGAGAUGGAUGGACCAAAACAAGAGCUUUUAAAAGAGAGCUACCGUCUGAUGGAGAUUCGGAAACUUCUCAGAGGCUACGGCAUCCGCAACUUCAACCUCUCUAACACGAAUCAAAUCAUGACACUGAUAAGAUACAUCCUGAAGCAAGACGUACCAACAGCUUUAGAGGACUCCCUGACGUUAGCCGAUGCGUACAAACUACCAACGUCACAGAUCAAUUACCUGUAUCUCAUCCAGCUGAUUGGCCAAGGCAAGACUGAGGAGAUCUUAACCGUCCUGAAGAAGCUGUCGUCUGCAGAGGCAGAGUGUGUGAUUGAGCGGCUCACAUCGUGGGCCAGGCUGCAGCUGGAGGACAAAGACCACAUAUCUGAUGAGCACAAGAAACAUCAAAUGGUCAUAGCUCAAGUGAUGGUGGAGGCUUUGAAAUACCUGCAUGUAAUCCAAAAACACGAUGCUCUUAAAAGCAUGGAGUGUGAGAACAAUCUCAUCAUGUUCAAGGCGAUCGCCCACCUGCAGGAGGACUUUGAUGUUUUCUUCACCCCCUCCAACUAUGAGGAUCCAAACAUUCGAAAACAGAUCCAGGAGCAUCACAUCACAGCCUAUGAAAACACCCGUGGCCGCCAUUCAUCAAAGGCGAAGGCUACAACAGCUCCGGUUGUGGCUAAUGAUCCAGACGGCAAGACCAAGACCAUCUCCACAGAAGCUGGUUUACGCCGUCUAGGAAGGCAGCUGCAGCGCACCGAACAGGAGCUCUGGUCUGACCUGGCCCUGCGAGCUCUCGGAGUGGGCAAGGUGGACAAGGCCCUCAAGAUCUUCAGUGAGCUGUAUGAGCACCACUAUAACAGCAGUACUGGGAAGGUUUUGUUCACGGCUGCCAAGACGUUGUGCCAGAUGCUGGAGGCAGAUGUACCCAUGGUGCUUCCUGAUGACAUGGACUUGCCAGCAGUCAUCCAUUAUCUGGCCUGUCAGGCCAUCACUGUGUGUCACUCAGAUCUGCUUCUGGACUGCCUGGAGCUUUGCAAGUGCACACGGAUCGCCAUGGAUGUCUAUCAUCAGUGUCAGUUGUCAGACAACUAUGGCUUCAUAGCAAAGGAUCUGACUGUGGAGGCAGAAAAAGAUCCUUGUUCUCAGUGGAGUUUUCAAGACGUAUUCAAUGAAGACUGCAUCGUUCUGGACCCAGUGUCGGUGCUCCCUGUCCAGUACGAAAUUACCAACUGUCUGCUGCCUAUUUCUCAGGAUACCAAACUGUACCCGCUGGACUGUUCGUGUCUGUCUCACUGCUCAUUCGAAGACGGUUCGAACUAUCUGCAGCCCCUCCUCGGUCCUCUUACCAACAUGCUCCAGAUGUUACAGGAGUGCAGUCAGCUGGAGUUGGCCCUCAGAGUGCUGGUCAACUCGUACGGCAGCUGUCUGCAGCAUGUCACCUCUAAUGUCAUGGACAUAAAGCUAAGUGCACAGCUUUAUGAUUCACAAGAGCUUAAGAAGUACAAUGUAUGCCUGAAUGAUCUCAGAAAGACCACUACGUCUAUUCUGAACGCUGUGGCUGUGGCCCUCUUGAACAAGGUGUUUAACUGGAGGGUGGUCGAUUGUGAUUUGGCUAUUGGACUCUGCACGCUCCUCUCUAAAGUGGAUGUCUUCAAAAUACUGUGGAAAGUCAUUGACAACACUUGGCAAAACUAUGACAAAAUUUUGGCUGUGGCGAGGGUUGGGGCCAAUCUCUGCUGCUUGUACAAUGAGGCAGAGGAACAAAAGAAGUUUCUCUCUGUCAUCACUGAUGCUGAGUGGGGCAUCAAGCUUAGCAAAUUAGAGAUAUCUAUCCAGCCAGUGUUCCGCCAGCGACCUGAGAUGAAGAGCAGCCUGAUCCCUGUUUUGGUGAAGAACAGGAAGAUCACUCCAGACAUUAUCCUCCAGUACUGCAGUACCUUUGGUCUAGACCACGACGGUGUAAUCAACCAGUACAUUACCACAUUACUGCUGCUGCAAGAGGACGAGGAAGGUGCAGGAGACCCAGGACAGGAAGAGAUGCAGCCGCUGUGUCACGCCGACACGCUUGAACGAGUCCUGCAGAUCAUCCCAAUGCUGCACAGCACCAACGAGCUCACCGACAGUCUCUGUGCUGCCAUAUUCAAGCUCAGCCCUUAUAACUACGAGAGAAUCGAAGUAGUGCUGAAGAUCAUACAGGCUGCAGAUGAGAAUGUGACCAGAUUCUCUGUUAGUCAGGCAAUGGGCCUCCUUCAGCACCUGAAGUCCUACAAGCGAGUCUCUCCUCCCUCAGAUGUUGAGAACACGUAUCUUCUCGAGAACAGUCUGCUGCCAAACCCCUUGUCCAGCAGCAGACUUCCCUUCCACCUGCUUAUGCAAACCAAGCAUUACUGGAAGAUUAUCUCUCCUGAACUCACUGAGGAGACCUUCCCCACACUUCUUCUCAUUAGCAAACUGAUGAAGGUGAGUCUUGACAAGUUGUACAUGUCAGCAGCGAACCAUGUGUUUGAGAAGAAGAUGAAGCCUUUACUCUUAGAGCAAAGGAAGAAGGCUCAGGGUCACCACGGCAACAAUAAGGAGACUUUCAAGGUGGCCAUGACCAUGAUGAAGUACAUCCACUGCAUCCAGAGCCCAGAGUGGGCUGCUGCCACGGCCCACAGGAUAACCCAGGAGCUUCCACCAGGCUAUGAGAAAACACAGUCGCUUAGGUUCUGUUUGGCUCUUGGAGAUGCAUGGCUGAAGGAUCCAAACCUUGAGGAGGCAGCACGGGCCAGAGGGGAGACCUUCCUGUCGAAGCUGAAGCUGCAGUUUCAGCGCUCCGCCACUGAGAAUACGUUGAUUGCCAGUCAGCUGAGCAGCCCAGAGCACCUGAAACUGACUGGACUGCCAGCCAGGCUCAUUGUGGCUCUGUACGAGCACAGCAGUGUGGAGCAGCGAUACAGAGAGUCAGGAGGUCAAACCUAUCCAGACAUACACGCUGCAGUUAAGGAAAUAGCCACAAUCAACAAGGUGGAUAUUCUGAAAAUCCGUAACAUGAUGUUGGAAAAAUGGAUCUGCAAAACGGGCCCAGCUGUGGCCAAGGAUAUUGGUAAUCAAGAUUGUGUCAGCAACAUUGAGGAGGACCCAGACUUAAUGAGGGUGGUGUACAUGCUGCAGUCUUGCUCCAUGGAUGAUGCUGUCCGUCUUCUGAAACCUAUCCUAUCUGCCGAAACCUGGCCUCUCAGCACUUCUGGACCUCGUCUGACCUUCUGCCAUCGAACUCGAGCGCUGCUUUGUCUUGUCCGUCUCGCGGAUUCAGCCACUCUGGAGGCUCAGCUGCAGAUCCCCAGUAACAAAAUCCUAUAUUACCUGAAGUGCUACAUCUUUGUCUCUCAACUGGAGGCAUUAAACAUCCCGUACACGGUGCGAUCGUUCCUCAGUAGUCCCAAAGAGGGUUUAGUUAAAGGGCUGUGGAAGAACCACAGUCAUGAGCCACAGGCCGUGCGGCUGGUGGCAGAUCUGUGUCUGGAGUACCAGGUGUACGACCCUCAGCUGUGGAACAGUCUGCUUCAGAAGCUUCUGGGCUUCAACUUGAUCAGCCACCUCCAGAAGGUGCUUGAGGCAAUAGUGGCUGUGCCUGCUUUGUGGGAGAUUACCAGUUUCUCCAGGACCUGGAGGAGCAUGAUACUGGCACCUUUUGUCUCAGCUUCCAUUCCUCUGAGCCCGGAUCAGCAGGCGACACUCUACAGGACCUUCGUUCUUCUGCUCAAGUGCCCUUUCCUGUUGAAUCUGGACUUGAUAGGAAUUGCCAAUCGCUUCGCACAGUUCAAUCUGCCCGCCUUCGCCCUGGGAACUCUCCUCCUCAUCCCCUGUGCCAAUAAAAAGCCGCAGCAGGUCCAGGGCUUUCUGUCCGUCUGUAACCCAGUCACUGUCCUCGAGCAGGUCGAAGAGCUUAUGAACACUGGUGAAUUGGCUGGAAUCCCUGCACAGAUCAGGGAGACUGUCUUAACAUUCAUCAGCCAAAAUGGACAGCACCAGAAACUGCUGACGACCAAACACUUCAACCAUCUGAAGCAGCACGUAGUGUCCAACGGCCAACCCGAUCAGGUGAAAGACUUGGUGGAUUACCUGAUCAGCCAGAACCGCCAAGAUGAUGCUGACUCACUCGCUCAAGAGUUCAUGAAACUCAGAGAGCAUCCAAGAGGGAAGCUGCUGACAAAUGGAUCACCUUCACCGAGCUGCCUGAAGGAGUUUCUUAAACAGCAGAAUGGAGUAUUGGGAUAAACCAGUGUGACUUCUUCGGCUGUACUUUUAGUCUUUCUUGGUCUGCCUGGAGAGAUGCAAUAUUUGCACUUAACAUUUAUCUAUUAAUUGUUCAUGUAUUACUCAAAUAAAUUCUUUUCACUAUUGAAAA